AUGGUCUUAACAGACCCACAUUAUAAGGAAGCUCUCUGUCUUCAUCCGUUGGCGCCAUUAAUAGACCCACAUUAUAAUGUAGAGGCAGUACAUUUAGGGGGCUACAACAUCCCAACUAAGUUUAUUAUGUUUGUCAACAUUUGGGGGCUUGCACAUGAUCCUAAAUUGUGGGAUGAGCCUUUUGAGUUUAGGCCUGAACGAUUUGAGGAAUGCCCAGAUUCAAAUGUUUCUGGUAAUGACUUCAGAUUUGUACCAUUUUCUAGCGGGAGGAGAAAGUGCCCUUCAGCUAAUCUGGCAUAUUUGAAGAUUCAACAUGUCAUUGUUGUUCUGGUGCAGGAAGUUGAAUGGUCUCUUCCGCAGGGGUAG
This is a messenger RNA of Cryptomeria japonica (Japanese cedar), 366 nucleotides long. RefSeq names its product p-coumarate 3-hydroxylase-like. Bases 1 to 366 code for a protein of 121 amino acids. NCBI's taxonomy places the organism in Eukaryota, Viridiplantae, Streptophyta, Pinopsida, Cupressales, Cupressaceae. The transcript has a single exon. The record is from RefSeq and is a predicted model, not a curated record. Gene Ontology annotation, molecular function: heme binding; oxidoreductase activity, acting on paired donors, with incorporation or reduction of molecular oxygen; monooxygenase activity.